Molecule: messenger RNA, 888 nt
Organism: Ascochyta rabiei
Lineage: Eukaryota; Fungi; Ascomycota; Dothideomycetes; Pleosporales; Didymellaceae
Exons: 1
Coding region: 1-888 (295 amino acids)
Cellular component (GO): nucleus
Molecular function (GO): nucleic acid binding; exonuclease activity
Source: RefSeq, a predicted model, not a curated record
AUGGAACAAGCUAAGUCUAUAUGUGGCAAGACGCUGCGCCUGCUCCUUCAGACCGACAUCUCCAUCCAUCACGACGGCAAAAUUAGUGUCAGCGGUGUCGACUGGACACGGAUUGGAGUGGAGCGACAGCCUACUGUUGUUGGCAUGUUCGACGACAUGUGCCAUUUGCCUCGCAAGCUUCAGCCGCUGGAAUACGUCCCGGCCCCAAAGACGUUCAUGACCGAGUACACAACGCAGUAUCCUGUGACAGAGUUCAAAUGUGCGCCUGACCGAAAUCUAGCAAGACCUGGCCUGAAUAUCAUCGCCAUGGCCUGCAGCAAGAUUAUUCUCAGCAACGGGAACCAUGAAGUGGUCAAGAUUGCCACUAUCGACGUCCUCACUUGCCGGGUCCUAAUGAGCCACUUGGUCUGUACUGAUCCCAAUGCAGAGGUCAGGGACUGGUGCUUCCCCGCCACGGGUUUGGCUAGCUUCCAGGACAUGGAAGAUGCUCGCCAGGGUGGCUACAAAGUUCUUAAAGGUUGGGCUGCGGCCCGCUCGGCGCUCUUCAGAUUGAUCGACAAGGACACCAUUAUCGUUGGCCACAACCUACGCUCUGAGCUAGACGCGUUACGUAUCAUUCAUGGUCGAGCUGUUGACAUCACCAAGGUGAUCGAGAAGGCAGCGCAAGGACCGCUGUCCAAGAUCCAGGUUAGCCUCGACAGCUGGUGCCGGGAUGUUGCGAAUGUUGCGCAGCUGAAGACGGACCCGGUCUUCGGACGUGACUGCGUUAUGGGCGCAUUUGCAGCGCGCGAGAUUGGACUGUGGGCGAUUAAGAACCGAGCACAGUUCGAACAGGUGGCCAAGCAGAAGACGAAGGAAUACCAGCUGAUAAACCCGGUCAAGGUUUGA